GCACAAACACCCUUCAUCGGGAUAUGAGAAAUGAGUGUUGGACGCAGAAGAUUAAAGCUGUUCGGAAUUCUAAUGAUGGUAAACUUUUUUAUUUAUGUAAUUGUGGAAGUUUCAAGAAGUGGUGGCCACGAGAAGACUGCAAAAGGACAGGUUGUUAUACCUACCAGCAAGUUCUGGAGGAAAUAUACCCCUCACAAGGCCUAUUGGAACAAACAGCAACAGAAGCUUGAUCUCCUGUACAACCCCAUUUUAACCUUGCUUUCCAAUAUGACUGUAGAGGAAAGUUUGAUUUCAAAUGCUAGUGUUCUGAAUGCCUGUGAUCCUGACCCAUCAGUGACUUCAGAGGUUAAUGACUUUGCAAAUUUGCCAGACAGAUUUAAAGAUUUUCUGUAUUAUUUGAGAUGUAGAAAUUACUCAUUACUAGUGGAUCAGCCAAACAAAUGCAAACAUAAACCUUUUCUGCUGCUGGCUAUCAAGUCACUUAUACCACAUUUUGAUAGAAGGCAAGCAAUUCGGGAAUCUUGGGGGAAAGAAAUUAAAUCGAGAGGUAUAACAGUAGUGAGGGUCUUCUUACUGGGGCAGACCCCACCAGAAGAUAACUUUCCCAACCUGUCAGACAUGUUGAAGUUUGAGAGUCAAACUCAUAAAGACAUUCUUCUUUGGAACUAUAGAGACACUUUCUUCAACUUGACUCUGAAAGAGGUGCUGUUCCUUAAAUGGGUCGCUAGCAGUUGUCCAGAUGUCCAGUUUAUCUUUAAGGGGGAUGAUGAUGUUUUUGUGAAUACCCAUCAGAUCCUGGAUUACUUGAAGAGCUUAUCAAAGGACAAAGCCAAAGACUUGUUUAUAGGUGAUGUGAUCAAAGAUGCUGGACCUCAUCGAGAGAAAAAGUUGAAGUACUACAUCCCAGAAAGUGUUUAUGAAGGUUCUUAUCCUCCAUAUGCCGGAGGUGGUGGGUUUCUGUACUCUGGUGACUUGGCAUUGAGACUGAAUAAUGCAUCUGACCAGGUACUUCUCUAUCCUAUUGAUGAUGUUUAUACUGGAAUGUGCCUUCAGAAACUUGGGCUUGCUCCAGAAAAACACAAAGGCUUCAAAACAUUUGAUAUUGAAGAGAAAUACAGGAAUAACAUAUGUUCCUAUACAAGCUUAAUGUUAGUGCAUAGCAGAAAACCUCAAGAAAUGAUUAAGAUUUGGACACACUUACAGAAUCCACACUUAAAUUGUUAAUGCGUUAAGUAAUGUGUAUAAGUGUCUUAAGUCCAAAUACUUCUUUUCUAAGUUUGGGUCUGAUUUCGUCUCUGAACUAUUAAAAGUCCUUUGUCUUCAUUAGUUAGAAACUUUUUUUGUCCAUACUUCAAAAAGUGAGAAUGGUAAUGUAAUAACUUUUGAGGGUAUUAUGUGAAGACUUGGUCCUGAUCUUUCCACUGUUGCAGUGGUCAUUAUGUUUCAAACUUGCCUAAGAAUAAAUUAAAAUAAACUUCAGAAGUUUUAACACCCAAAUCAUUGAUUUGGUUAGCGGUUUGUAAUGUUGGAAGUAUGGAGUUACCCACUUAAAAUUGCUGUUGCAUCUUUCAUUAUUGGUGAUGGGAGAUGUAAACUAUUUCCAUGAAAGAUGCUGCCUGAAUGAAAUAACAACAUAACUUGCAAAUUUAGAAAUCAGAGGAAAUCGAAUGUUAUUUAAAUGCUUUAAUGUUACCCUUAUUUACUCUCCCUGUGUCCUAUCCUACAGUAUUUUCUCAUUUAAAUGUGAUCUGCUGUGCAAAAAUGUGUCUAUUGAAGUCUGGAGGAUUUUCCCUUUUUUGAGUAGUGCUUUUUCUUCAAUUUAUUUUAUUUAUUUUUUUAAGCACAAUAUAACUUCAAAAGGGAUAAAACUUAAAAGAGCUCUGAACAUGCAAGGAGAAGGAGAGGUAUCAUCUUGGCAAUAGGCACAGUUUUGUUUCUGACUUUUUCAAAGCAUAAAUGAUAUUUUAAAUGGUUUUGUCACUCCUAUGAAAGGCUACUUGGUCCAUCUUGUUUUCUGUAUUGGCUCCAAAACCCUUACCAAGUAGCUUGAUUUGAUACUGAACUGUGAAAUUGCACUUAGCUUAUAAAAAUUUGGUUUGGAUCUCUUCUACAAACUGGUAGCAAAUCUAGAAUUGUGCAGAUCUUCUUAAAUGUUUCAAAAUUUAAAACUGAAACUUAGAAGUUGCAUGAUGUCUCAUGUAGGGUUAAAUGUUCUCAAAACUCAGAAUCUUUUUUUUUUCUUGCUGUUUCCUCAUUUUGCUUAUAUGAGAGUUAUUCUAAUAGCGACUGCUUCCUUUGUAUAUGUAGAAGUGCCUGUCUAUUUAUUGUUCAGAUUGAAGACCAAAACAUUUUCUUAAAUAUAUUUUGUGUAACAUUUUAUUUGUAUAGUGUUGUCACUCAGAUAUUUAAAUAGAGCAUGAUAUUUUAAAUCUGAGCUGUGUAACAUAUGUUAAAUAAAGCUAAUUGUUAUUUUUGAAUUUGAAAAAUAAAAUGUG
Messenger RNA from Alligator sinensis (Chinese alligator), 2495 nucleotides. It is a transcript of the gene B3GNT2, whose product is annotated as UDP-GlcNAc:betaGal beta-1,3-N-acetylglucosaminyltransferase 2. The coding region runs from base 31 to 1224 and encodes 397 amino acids. Gene Ontology annotation, cellular component: membrane. NCBI's taxonomy places the organism in Eukaryota, Metazoa, Chordata, Crocodylia, Alligatoridae. The transcript is spliced from 2 exons. Gene Ontology annotation, molecular function: hexosyltransferase activity. The record is from RefSeq and is a predicted model, not a curated record.